Camelina sativa (false flax) is the source of this 504-nucleotide messenger RNA. The record is from RefSeq and is a predicted model, not a curated record. NCBI's taxonomy places the organism in Eukaryota, Viridiplantae, Streptophyta, Magnoliopsida, Brassicales, Brassicaceae.
UNUGAUCCUGUUCAUGGCCCUACCCUGAAAACUGCUAGGGAAGCUGUGACCUUUGGUGUUGCUGGAGCUGCUCUUGGAGCUGUUUCUACUGCUGCUAUUGCCUGGAAAUACUCCAGGGUUCCACAUGGUGCUGCAUUGUCGUUCUUAGGAGGAGGCUUGUUUGGUUGGACGUUUGGGCAAGAAAUCGCAAACCACACGAUGCAACUCUAUAAGUUGGACACAAUGGCAGCCCAAGUUAAGUUCAUGGAAUGGUGGGAACGCAAGAGUCAAGGAAGGUCCUGAAUCCUAAACGAAGACUUGAGUGCUGCUUUCUUGUCCAGAGUAUCUUGCAAUAAUCAUAACAUGGUUACCGUUGUCCAUUUUUAGACUUUCUCUUUUGAACCUUCCUGUUCUCGCUUUUGGAGCAUGUUUUCCUUGUCUCAAUAAUCCAACAUGCCUCAUCGAAUGUUUUGAAGAUUUUAAGGAAAUGAAUUGAAAGAAACCAAAUGGUUUCUGAAAAAAGAA